Penicillium brevicompactum is the source of this 984-nucleotide messenger RNA. RefSeq names its product amidohydrolase family protein. The transcript is spliced from 3 exons. NCBI's taxonomy places the organism in Eukaryota, Fungi, Ascomycota, Eurotiomycetes, Eurotiales, Aspergillaceae. Gene Ontology annotation, molecular function: carboxy-lyase activity; hydrolase activity. Gene Ontology annotation, cellular component: cytoplasm; cytosol. The record is from RefSeq and is a predicted model, not a curated record. The coding region runs from base 1 to 984 and encodes 327 amino acids. Gene Ontology annotation, biological process: secondary metabolic process.
AUGGGCGAACACGGCCUUGAUUGGCUCCAAGACAAGGCAAUAGGCUGGAGCCACAGACCUCCAGUUGACAAGAUUGACACCCAUCAUCAUUGUGUGCCGUCUUUCUAUGCCAAGGCGAUCGAGGAGCAAGGUGGCGACCCAAGUGGCUGGCCAACUCCCCACUGGAGCCCGCUGGCUUCGAAGCUGCUGAUGAAGCACGCACGCGCUCAACUCGCCAGAAAGUUGAACCAAUACUCUGCAGAUCUCAGGGACAAGGAGCCAGAGAAGUUCGCCUUCUUUGUUUCAUUGCCCAACAUUCUUGACACGGCGGAUGCUCUUGCGGAGAUUGCAUAUGGAUUGGAUACUCUUCAUGCCGAUGGGGUCACUCUUUUUACUCGCUACGGCUCCUCCAACACCUACCUUGGUCAUCCAGAUAUUGAACCCAUUUGGUCAGAGUUAAACAGGCGACGCUGCGUGGUGUUUAUCCAUCCCACCCAUCCAGUCGAUACCAACCCCGUGAACUCAAAGCUACCGCAGCCAGCGAUUGACUACCCUCACGAAACAACUCGUACGGCAAUGGACAUGAUCACCAACGGAACCCGACUGAAGUAUCCCGCCUGCAAAGUCAUCCUAUCCCACGCCGGCGGCGCCCUACCUUACAUCAUUUCGCGCGUCACGACCCCCAUGAAAAAAGCACCAGACUUUGCAGUCUCGCAUCGUACUGGAAUGACGCAUGAUAAGGCAAUGGAGUCUUUCUGUAGCUUCCACUUUGAUUUGGCGUUGAGCUCGUCCCCGCAGGUUCUGGAUAUGCUAUUGAAAAUGGUUCCGCAUGGUCAUAUCUUGUAUGGGAGCGAUUUCCCGUAUGCCCCGAUAACUGCCUACCCGGCAUUUUUGGAGGCGUUGGAGUCGUAUGAGAUGAGUUCAGAGUUGAGAGAUAUGAUCAACUUUGGGAAUGCGAUGAAGCUGUUCCCACGGUUGUCAAGGCAGAGAGGCGGCACUUUGUGA